AUGGCGGGAGCUCCAGCAGGGGAAGGGCGCACUGAGUCCACCUGCGCUCGAAGUAGCCUUCUGGCCGCUGUGCGAGAAGAUGGGCGUGCCUUGCAGUAUGCCUCGCCGUAUCAGGGCGACAAGGAGUUGGUCUUGACGGCAGUGAGUCAGCAGGGGUUGGCCCUCCAACACGCUUCGCCCUCCCUGCGUGGCGACGCGGAGGUGGUUCUCACCGCUGUCAAGCAGAACGGCCUCGCCUUUGGAAUGGCCUCCCGGCUGCUGCGCUCCGACGAUGGCUUGCUCCUGGCCGCCGUGCAGCAGAAUGGACUGGCCCUGCAGCAUGCGCUGCGAAGACAAAGAAACUGUUGGCCCAUCGCCGUGGCUGCAGUGGUGCAAUGCGGGCCGGCGCUGCAGUUCGUCUCGCCCUACCUAAGAGACAGCUUGGAGCUCGUCCUCUUUGCGAUACAGCAGGACCCCGCUGCCCUGGACUUCGCCUCGGAGAGGGUCCGUGGGCUGCUCGGGGGAGUCCUGCGUGGUGAGGACCAGUUCUACGGCUAUCAGGGGGAGCCCCUGGAGCGGAUGGCCCGCUCCAUGACCUCCACGGAGAGCACCGCCUCGGAUGUCGACUCUCUUGGGGACGUCAUCAGCAGCGGUGACGAAGCCCAAGACGAGGCGAGCGUUUGGGAGCCCGCCGAGAACUCCAGCAUGCCCCUGGAGGCAUGGCAGCCGCAAUGA
Symbiodinium sp. CCMP2592 is the source of this 714-nucleotide messenger RNA. The record is from the annotation of a GenBank genome assembly. NCBI's taxonomy places the organism in Eukaryota, Dinophyceae, Suessiales, Symbiodiniaceae.